CGCAUUAAAUGGCCAUGUUUGAUCCCCGAUGGAGGCCGGAUGAGUCACCCGCUUGGAAGUUGUGCAUUUCAUCAUGUCGGGAGAAGCACAACGGGAACGCUGCUGUCAAUGAUGAUAUAUAUUGCUCUGAUCCUGCUAUCCGAGUCUCCAGCUCGUCAAGAUGUCACUACUGCGAUCGUCAUUCCUAACUUCUCUGGCAUUCAGCGUGGCCCUCGUCCACGGCCAGGAGUUUUUAAGCUUCCACUCGCGUCCGGAUCUUACCCCGUUGAAACUAAUCAUCACGAAAGAGCCAACAGCGGAAUACCGUGACGGCUACUAUUUGACUUGUCCUUGGAGCACCGACGUCCCUCAGCCGGCGCCGGCGAUCUAUACAUCUAAGGGUGACCUCGUAUGGACGGACCCCGAAAUUGGUCAAUGCUUCAACCUGGAUGUGCAAACGCUCAACGGCACGAACGUGCUCACAGUGUGGAACGGGACGCUCAACACGUUCGGGCGCUAUGGCGUCGGAAAGUCAUACAUACUGGACUCAACGUACGCGGUGACGCACGUACUCACGACCUCGAUCAACGAUACUAGCGACCUGCACGAGUUCACCAUCCCGAUUACGACCAACUCGACUGCGCUGAUUCCGGCGUACCUGCCUGUGCAGGCGAAUUUGUCCGAAUACGGCGGCACUGAGAAUGGAUGGGUGCUGGCAAACUUCUUCGAGGAGAUUGACAUUGCCACCGGCGAGGUGCUGUUCAAGUGGAAUUCCACCGAGCAUGUCCCCUUUUCGGCCUCAUACACAACUGCAGAGAAUAGUACAACUGCAUACGACGCUUGGGAUUAUUUCCGCAUCAACUCGGUGGACAAGGAUGACAAAGGCAACUAUCUCGCUGACUCCAGCCACACACAAGCCGUCUACUACAUCAAUGGGACGGAUGGCGAAAUUAUCUGGCAGCUCGGAGGGAAGAAUAAUUCAUUCACAUUCGGGACCAAUGCCACGUUCUACGGGCAGCAAGACGUGCGUUUCAUCAAAAAUUACACCGCGAUCAGCAUGCAUGCUGGCGAGGCUACCACUGGACAAACUACCGCCCGCGGGCUCGCCUUGGAUCUCAAUUUCACCACGAUGGAGGCGACCUUGAUUGCAGAAUUCCUCCCCUCGGAACCAUUGACAAGCACUUCUCAGGGCUCUUGCAGGUACGAUCCUGAUGGAAACGUGGUGGUUGGGUGGGGCUCGAACCCAUGGAUCUCCGAGUACCUGCAAAACGGCACGCUGAUAUACUCCGCGGCACUGGGAGGGCAGAAUUUGACCGGCUCGCUGAUCGAGAACUACCGCGCGUUGAAGACGACGACUUGGGUCAGCUACCCUCAGACGGUGCCAGACAUUGCCUUUAAUGGAUCGGUUGUGUGGGCUAGCUGGAAUGGCGCGACCGAAGUCGCCACUUGGGAAGUCCUGAUCGGGUCGCAUCCGAAUGUGCUCAGGCCGGCGGUGCAGGCCCCGAAGGAUGGCUUCGAGACCAUGAUACCCGUCCCUCAAACGACAUACGUCCGCGCAAGGGCAUAUAAUGCUUAUGGUGUCGUGCUCGGAGAGAGCCACGUCCAUUCUUCCAACGGGACUGUGGAGUCGGCGGAUGGUCAUUUCCUUAAGCGUUCAGAGAUCGAGGGCGCUUCCAGCUUUUAGACGCUUUGAGUAUGAGGACGAUAUUUACGCCAGUCACUGCACACGGGACCGUUUAACCUCAAGCAGCAUUGACAUUACUCAAUCGUCUACCUUAAUGUCAGGCUUCGCCUGAAUGGACGAUAAAGCCACGGACAUCAUGAUGGACCCGCGAUAAUGAAACUUCGCUUGCGAUCGACCAUUUGGUAUGUAAUUC
Molecule: messenger RNA, 1856 nt
Organism: Laetiporus sulphureus 93-53
Lineage: Eukaryota; Fungi; Basidiomycota; Agaricomycetes; Polyporales; Laetiporaceae
Exons: 18
Coding region: 161-1663 (500 amino acids)
Source: RefSeq, a predicted model, not a curated record